Molecule: messenger RNA, 2376 nt
Organism: Ricinus communis (castor bean)
Lineage: Eukaryota; Viridiplantae; Streptophyta; Magnoliopsida; Malpighiales; Euphorbiaceae
Product: protein CYPRO4
Exons: 2
Coding region: 170-2089 (639 amino acids)
Cellular component (GO): cytoplasm; nucleus
Molecular function (GO): protein binding
Source: RefSeq, a predicted model, not a curated record
AUGUGCCAUAAAAUGCUGCCUGCAGCAUAACUACCUCCAUCAAUGUCACUCUUUCAAUCUUCGAUCCCAGCACAAACUCCAAUAAACUCUGAAAUUCCCCGCACUACAAAAUCUCUCAAUCAUUUCUCCGAAUUCUCUCGAAAGUCCCCACCUUUCUGAAUCAUCCUAAAUGGGUACUGCUCAAAGCCGCGAAGGUCAAGAUCUUACAGACUCUGAAUCAGAAUACCAAUCAGAAGAAGAAGAAGAAGAAGGUCAAUACGAUGACGCCGUUGAUCGUCAAGAAACACCGCAGAGCACGACAUCAACACCAUCAUCAAGAAAAGCACUUGAGGAGAUCGAUACAAAACUCAAAUCCCUAAAACUCAAAUACCCAUCUUCUGCUAAUUCUAAUUCCAAGAAUCCGCUUCCUAAUAACCCUGUCAAACUCUAUCUCCACAUUGGUGGUAAUACUCCUAAUGCUAAGUGGGUCCUCUCUGACAAACUCACUUCUUAUAAUUUCAUCAAAAGUUGUAAUGCUGAUGGUCCUGAUUCUGAUGAUGAUGAUGAUGAUCAAGAUAAUGAUUCCUUUUGGGUUUUGAAAGUUGGGUCUAAAGUUAGGGCUAAAGUCUCAACUGAGAUACAAUUGAAGAUGUUUGGAGAUCAAAAGCGUGUUGAUUUUGUUAAUAAAGGUGUUUGGGCUUUGAAAUUUUUCACUGAUGAGGAGUAUAGGAAGUUUAUCACUCAAUUUCAAGAUUGCAUCUUUGAGAAUGUUUAUGGGCUGGAAGCUACUGAAGAGAAUAAGAUUAAAAUUUACGGCAAAGAUUUUAUCGGUUGGGUUAAACCAGAAAUAGCUGAUGAUACCAUGUGGGAGGAUGCAAUGGAUGAUCAUGAGUCUGCAAAGACCACACCUUUGCGUGUGAAUCAGGAUUUGAUGGAGGAGUUUGAGGAGGCAGCUAAUGGGGGUGUUCAGAGCUUGACUUUAGGGGCCUUGGAUAAUAGUUUCUUGGUUAAUGAUUUGGGUGUUCAAGUUUUUAGGAAUUAUCAUAAGGGUAUUCAUGGGAAAGGCAUUUGUGUGAAUUUUGACAAGACAAGUGGGGGUAGUUUAAUGCAGUCGACACCGAAGAAGGCUAUGCUUAUGAGGGCAGAGACAAAUAUGAUGUUAAUGAGUCCGUUAAAGGAAGGGAAACCACAUUCUUCAGGGAUUAAGCAGCUUGACAUUGAGACAGGGAAGAUUGUCGCACAAUGGAAGUUUGGGAAAGAUGGUACUGAGAUUACAAUGAAGGAUAUAACAAACGAUACUAAAGGGUCUCAAUUGGAUCCUUCAGAGAGUACAUUUCUUGGUUUGGAUGAUAAUAGAUUGUGUCAAUGGGAUAUGAGGGAUAAGAGAGGAGUUGUGCAGAGUAUUGGUGAUGAUUCGCCUGUUUUAAAUUGGAGUCAGGGGCAUCAGUUCUCUAGAGGGACUAAUUUUCAAUGCUUUGCAAGUACAGGUGAUGGAUCGAUUGUUGUUGGAUCCCUUGAUGGUAAGAUUAGGUUGUAUUCUAGGACGUCUAUGAGGCAAGCUAAAACAGCUUUUCCUGGGCUUGGCUCGCCUAUUACUCAUGUGGAUGUUACAUAUGAUGGGAAGUGGAUAUUGGGGACAACUGACACAUACUUGAUCCUGAUUUGCACUCUGUUUACUGAUAAAGAUGGCAAAACUAAGACUGGAUUUAGUGGUCGUAUGGGUAAUAAGAUACCUGCUCCGAGAUUACUAAAGCUGAUUCCUCUGGAUUCCCACUUAGCCGGUGUGAAUAACAAAUUUCAUGGGGGUCAUUUCUCAUGGGUCACUGAGAAUGGUAAACAAGAAAGGCACUUGGUUGCCACAGUGGGCAAGUUCAGCGUCAUAUGGGACUUCCAGCAGGUGAAGAACAGUGCCCAUGAAUGCUACCGGAAUCAGCAAGGCCUCAAGAGCUGUUAUUGUUAUAAGAUUGUGUUGAAAGACGAGUCUAUUGUGGAAAGUCGUUUCAUGCAUGACAAUUAUGCUGUUAGCGGCUCCCCAGAAGCUCCGUUGGUGGUGGCAACCCCCAUGAAAGUCAGCUCUAUCAGCCUUUCUGGCAAGCGAUCACAUGCCUGAAACAUUUUUUUGUUAAUGAUGUACAAAUUGUUUUCUGUUUGUGCAGUUUGCUUCAGUUGUUUUCGAUUUAGUCUUUCUGUGUUUGAUCCAGGUUUUUGCUUGUAUUUAGUGGGAGUCUUUGACCUAAUGCAUCCCUAUGAGGAUUGAAGGAUUGCUUUUGUUUUUCAGUGUGUCCUUCUAGGCUACAAGAAAUUUUGCAAAAGCAUCUAAUAAUAUUUAUAACGUCUUGAACUUGUAAUCUGCAAAAACAUUAGGUGCAUUAAUGACUGUCAGCUAUUCUCUUCAAA